ACAGAGCGUGGCGAUCUUGACGACACGUGUUGUCGCGGCGUUGCACGUUUCGCUGCGAGAGAAGAAUCAUCACCCGCAGCUCGUUCAUAGCUCUUACAAAUAUCGCAGCAACGACUCCGCACAAAACAUGAAGCUGUUGACGCACAACAUGCUCACCUCGCACGUCAAGGGCGUCACCAAGGGAUUUCCUCUCAAGAUUACGGCCACGGAAGUGAAGGUCAUGAAUGUCGACUUCAACCCGGAGUUUGUGGCGCGCAUGAUCCCCAAGUUGGAGUGGCCGGCGCUCUGCAAAGCUGCUGACAGUAUCGGCCACCUGAAUAACCUGCCCCUGGAGCUGGAUCCCAACUACCAGGGCAAUGAGGACUUCCUGAAGAAAGUUCAUCACGUGCUGAUGGAGGUGGAGGUGGUGGAGGGCAGCCUGCAGUGCCCGGAGUCGGGGCGCCAGUUUCCGAUCACCAAGGGCAUCCCCAACAUGCUGCUCAACGAGGAAGAAGUUUGAUCUCCGCUUUCGUCAAAACCUGCACAUCCCUCCCCCGCCCCCAAGUACCCACAGCUCCCUUACGUUUGCCUCUAAUGCGUCAUCACAUUGUGAAAACAGGGCCCCUUGUAUACAUGCCGGGUGUUGUUAACUCAUCGACCACGUGUAUAGUUUUUUGUAAUAAAAUGCUGAGGAAUAAAAGUCACUGCCACUUGAUUAAGAUCUACACUUGUUACGUUCCCGUGACCAUUUAGUUCCGAGUAAGGCAGCCUUUCCAGGACAAGCCAGCUUCAACUGGGUUGUGUCGUCCACUUGUAGUGGUCCGUGGGGCUCGCUUUGCGAAGGGAGAGAUGCAUGUUUCACUUGGGCCUCCCUCGGAAACGGUCGUGAUGACGCAGGGUCAGGGCGGAAGAGAGAUGUGUGGCCAACAGCAGGCUCUUGCUUUGGUCACUUUGAGGGCCUUGCAUUUGUUUAAAAAUACAAUAACAGGAAAGCAUAACCAACCCAACCAUACGUUAAGCGGCGUUCAAGAAAACUACAAUCACUUGUGUAUGUAUGUUGAACUUGUUUCGCACCGUACGUAGCCAGCCGUACUAAUCGGAGGUGCGGUUAAUCGGAGAUGCCGUGGAGGGAGCGGGAGGGGUCUGGGGAUUAUGGAGCAGGGUGUGUUGAGCCCACAGAGUCACGCAACUCUUAAAGCGUUAGGACGAGACACGAGAAGUGUGCUGGGCCUUACCAAGAGGCCCAGCAGCACGACUUGUGGUUGUGGGUACGUCCAAUUUGAGUUACCUUGCCAAGUCUAAAGUGUUAUGGGUACCCACUGGAAAAACAAAGUGGCAUUCUCCAUGUUCUAUUUACAGGCAGACUACAAAUGCUGGUAAAUAUUGUGAAUGAAAAGUAGCUUGCUACUUACACAUGAGACCCAACACUUGAAUUGCAGGACUUUUAUAAGCAGCUGUAAACAUGGCUCUCAUGCUGCAUGCAUGGCAGAGGCCGAGGUGGCCAAUGACAGUAACCAACGUCCUAAAGUGUGUGACCAAUUUCGUUUUUGUUAUUCACUUGGUAAAGUUGUGCUACAUUCACUCUACGCUAAAGUGAGAGUAUUGUGAAACCGGCUGGAUUUUCCAAGUGCUUCUAUUGUGCUUGCACGGUUGGUUAAUGUACUCUUGUGUCAUGAAAACUUUUACAAACAUUGUUUUGGACUCCAACAGAUCGAUCCUCUGUAAUUAUAAUUUAACGUUUAUGUACUGUUAAAGAUUUGUAAUAAAAUAACCAUGUAUGGUAUUGGA
Molecule: messenger RNA, 1767 nt
Organism: Lethenteron reissneri (Far Eastern brook lamprey)
Lineage: Eukaryota; Metazoa; Chordata; Hyperoartia; Petromyzontiformes; Petromyzontidae
Gene: TRMT112
Product: tRNA methyltransferase activator subunit 11-2
Biological process (GO): tRNA methylation; rRNA (guanine-N7)-methylation; peptidyl-glutamine methylation
Molecular function (GO): protein heterodimerization activity
Source: RefSeq, a predicted model, not a curated record